This is a messenger RNA of Lactuca saligna, 810 nucleotides long. Lineage: Eukaryota; Viridiplantae; Streptophyta; Magnoliopsida; Asterales; Asteraceae. The record is from the annotation of a GenBank genome assembly.
AUGUCAGUUAUGUGGUGUAAAGGGCGUGAAAGUAAAGGAGAAUUUAAGGAUGAAGAUGUUAAAAUCAUGGCUGAUAAACUAAUAGAACAUGAGAAACAGAUAAAAGAAGGACAAGUAAAUGUUGAACCAGGAACGGAUGCCAUGAUCUUAGUUUUUGGCAAGGAAAAUGGCAGAUUUUUAAAGGGUGUCGGCACGGGAGUCACUUACAAUAGAUAUUUCAAUGUUCCUCGUAGAAAAGGGUCAUCUAAGGAAGAAAUUAAAGAUCUUAAAGUUUCAUUGCAUAAUGGAAAACUUAAGCUUGAGAAAAAAGAUAUUGAGCUCAAGGCUUUGUCUACAAAGGUUAAUGAACAAGAUCAAACACUAAAGCUAGUUUUGGCUCAUCUUAAUGCAAAAGGAGCUGACUUUCCGAAUCUAUCUCAUACAAUUGGUAUUUCAAGUGAGAAGAUUGUACAGAGUAAUGAAACGUCUCCUAUUAGUCUCAAAACCAAUGAACCUUCAGAACCUGUAACACCAGUUAUUCCAAAACCCAACAAAAAACCUGUUCAAACAAAAUUUGCAACUGCAGCACCCGAUGCAAAAUUGAUUUCCAUGAAAUCUGCAACAGCAAAUACAAAAACAACCAACAAAAAUUUUGAGUCUAAGACUACCAGCAUCAAUCAUGACAUACCAAAAGUUUCACCAAAUAAUCCCAUUCACCAGGUACCAGAAAUUAUAUCACAUCAAAAAUCAACAAAAAGGAAACCAACUUACGUAUCAUUUGUUUCCCUUCUGAAGAAAACAAUGAGCAAUACAAACAAAAAGAAUGCCUAG